Molecule: messenger RNA, 1879 nt
Organism: Girardinichthys multiradiatus
Lineage: Eukaryota; Metazoa; Chordata; Actinopteri; Cyprinodontiformes; Goodeidae
Gene: smg9
Product: SMG9 nonsense mediated mRNA decay factor
Exons: 14
Coding region: 132-1658 (508 amino acids)
Biological process (GO): nuclear-transcribed mRNA catabolic process, nonsense-mediated decay
Source: RefSeq, a predicted model, not a curated record
UUAUGGAGAUGGAGCAAAAACGACAGUAUAUCUAACUACCUCCACAGGCACUCUGUACUUACCCCUAACCGACGGGUUUCCUUGGUCAAAGGUAUAAACAGAAAAUGAAAUUCCACACGUGAGGUGCAAACAUGUCAGAGUCAGGUCACAGCCAGCCCGGGAUGUACGGGCAGGGAAGACGGAGGAGGCGACGCAGGGGAGAGAGAGAUGUUGGACCCCCGGGACAGAAUCUGUCUGGCCCCAGCCGCGAUCGGGAAUACCAGCCGAGAGAACGAAGGGAUGGGAGUGAGGAUCCACCAGGCCCGCUCAUCCAGAAAACGCCCAUUAUUCUUGCAAAGCCUCCAGGUGAAAGGGCCAAACCAUCACAGAAUGCACCGGUCAGUGGAACUCCAGUCCUGGAGAAGCCCAUCAUGCUAAUGAAGGCCAGGGAUGAUGGUGGGAAGCUGGGGACACCUCCAGAGGCAGCUGCUCAGUCGUCUGGUCCUGGACCCUCCAAGAUGGAGAGGGAGGGGCAGAGACCCACACAACCUGUUUACCAGAUCCAGAACAGAGGAAUGGGGCCUUCUGCAUCUGGCAAUGCUGUGGACCCCAUGGUCGGUCAGUCCAAACUCCUUCAUCCAGAGAAGAUGAAGCACAGCAUUAAGCUGGUGGAUGAUCAGAUGAACUGGUGUGACAGUGCCAUGGAGUAUCUGAGGGACCAGACAGACAUGUUGGUGGUGGGAGUCAUUGGCCUGCAGGGAACUGGAAAAUCUACCAUCAUGUCACUGUUAUCUGCCAACACACCUGAGGAAGACCAAAGGAGUUACGUCUUUAGAGCUCAGACUCAAGAAAUAAAGGAAAGAGGAGGAAAUCAGAGCACAGGUAUUGAUUUCUUCAUCACUCAGGAGAGGGUCAUCUUUUUGGACACACAGCCUAUUCUCAGCCCAUUUAUACUUGACCAUGUUAUCAACAAUGAUCGCAAGUUGCCUCCAGAGUACAACCUUCCCCACACAUAUGUGGAAAUGCAGUCUCUUCAGAUCGCUGCCUUCCUGUUUACUGUGUGCCACGUAGUUAUAGUUGUUCAAGACUGGUUUACCGACAUAAACCUGUACAGAUUUCUGCAGACUGCUGAGAUGCUGAAGCCUUCCACUCCAUCUGGAAGCCACGACAGCACCGGCUCCUCAAGCAGCGAUGAUGGAGCAGAGUACUAUCCUCACAUAGUUUUCCUCCAGAAUAAGUCCAGACAAGAGGAUUUCUGUCCAAGAAAUUUUAAGGACAUGCACAUGGUGGUGGACAAACUAAUGGCACAUUCCCAUCUUAAAUACAAAGGUACAUUGUCCAUGUUGGAUUGCAACAUCGUUCCAGGACUGACUCAGGAAUACCUGGAUGCCGAAGUCAACAUGUUUCUGCUUCCGGUCCAAGAAAAUGAUGGAGAGGAUAAUCUGAACAAAGCAGGGGCAGGAACAUACCCACUGUUCUCUCUGCUGCCUGGUUACAGAGGUCACCCCACCUUCUCCACCAUGGUUUCAAAGCUCCGCAGCCAAAUGCUGGCCAUGCCUCGCUGUCAGCUGUCACACACCAUUCUCACUGAGAAAAACUGGUUUCACUAUGCUGCUCGUAUCUGGGAUGGUGUUAAAAAGUCUUCGGCCCUCUCUGAAUACAGCCGCCUCCUCUGCUAGCACUGGGUUAAACUUCUGAUUUACAGAGACAUUUCUUUUGAUAAUGAGUUAAACAAAAUGGACAAUGUUUGCCUAAAAAGAGUGAGACUCAUCCACUCAAAUGAGCUAUAAAGUUUAAAUCGCUCCACACUGUGCCGGAGUGAACAUGUUAGAAGACAACGCUUGUGCUAAUUUAUGGUGGUCAUUUUGUAAAUAAGAAAACAAUAAAUAAAUGAAAUGGU